Endocarpon pusillum Z07020 is the source of this 954-nucleotide messenger RNA. RefSeq lists its product as uncharacterized. Gene Ontology annotation, molecular function: oxidoreductase activity. The transcript has 3 exons. Lineage: Eukaryota; Fungi; Ascomycota; Eurotiomycetes; Verrucariales; Verrucariaceae. The record is from RefSeq and is a predicted model, not a curated record. The coding region runs from base 1 to 954 and encodes 317 amino acids.
AUGUCUUCUCAAAAGCUUCAGAACGUUGCCAUAGUUGGCGCUGGUGGGCAAGUCGGAAAGCCCACCCUCCAAGCUCUUCUAGACACCAAGCGGUUCAACAUCACCGUGGUGACCCGUGAAUCGUCCUCCACUAAGUUCCCCUCAGACUCAUCAAUUACCGUCAAGAGUGCCAACUACGACUCGCAUGACUCUAUUGUCUCUGCCCUCAAAGACAAUGAAGCUUUAAUCCUAAUGCUUAAUUUUGAAGCAAUGGGUCAGGUCCAGUUGCAGAUCAUCGACGCGGCAGCCGAUGCCGGUGUUAAAUGGAUUCUUCCCACAGAGUUUGGCGCCGACAGUGCCAAUCAGGGACUUGUUGAUAUGGUGCCCAUUAAUGCUAUGAGGACCGAACCGAGAAAACGUAUCGAGGAGGCGGCCAAGACCCAUCCGGGACUUAGCUGGAUCGGUGUUGUAAAUAAUCCAUGGUUUGAAUAUAGUCUCAAAGGAGGCUUCUUUGGCAUCGACUUCAAGAACAAAGCCGCUACGUUCUACGAUGAAGGGACCACUCGCUUCAACACUACUCUCAUCGGCACCGUCGGCCUCGCCGUCGCCCGCCUGCUGAGUCUCCCCAUCGAAGCAACUUCCGGCCCCAGCCUCUCCAAAUAUGCUAACAAGUUCAUCUACAUCUCCUCCUUCCACACCACGCAACGCGAAAUCCUCGAGGCCGUUCAAAAAGCCACCAAUACCACGGAUUCUGAUUGGACUGUCAAGAAAGCUAGUGCACAGGCAUGGAUUGAUGAGGGUAACGAGAAGGUGGCGAAAGGGGAUUUUAGUGGUAUGAUUAAUCUGCUGUACGGGGCUGUUAUGAAAGAGGGACUCGGCGGCGAUUUUGAGGCCACGAGGGGAACAAGUAACGAGGUGCUUGGUUUGCCGAAGGAGGAUAUGGUAGAGGUUAUCAAGAAGAUUGUGGAGGCUUGA